Molecule: messenger RNA, 510 nt
Organism: Naumovozyma castellii
Lineage: Eukaryota; Fungi; Ascomycota; Saccharomycetes; Saccharomycetales; Saccharomycetaceae
Gene: RIB4
Product: lumazine synthase RIB4
Exons: 1
Coding region: 1-510 (169 amino acids)
Source: RefSeq, a predicted model, not a curated record
AUGGCUGUUAAAGGGUUAGGUAAGAUUGAUCAAAAAUACGACGGGUCCAAGUUAAGAAUUGGUAUCAUCCAUGCUCGUUGGAACAGCGUCAUCAUUGAUGCCUUAGUCAAGGGGGCUAUAGACAGAAUGUUAUCAUUGGGUGUGAAAGAGGAAAACAUAAUUGUAGAAACUGUUCCUGGUUCUUUUGAAUUACCAUAUGGUGCUCAAAGAUUUGCUGAAAAGGAAGCAAAGGCUGGUACCCCCCUAGAUGCUGUCAUUCCAAUUGGUGUCUUAAUUAAAGGUUCCACAAUGCAUUUUGAAUACAUUUCAGAUUCUACCACACAAGCCAUAAUGAAAUUACAAAACAUAAUCCACAUGCCUGUGAUUUUUGGUCUAUUAACAUGUAUGACUGAAGAACAAGCUUUGGCAAGAGCAGGUAUCGAUCAAGCUCAUUCUAUGCACAACCAUGGUGAAGAUUGGGGGGCUGCUGCCGUCGAGAUGGCCAUCAAGUUUGGUGCUAAUGCAUUUUAA